Messenger RNA from Schistocerca gregaria, 3494 nucleotides. RefSeq names its product protein rolling stone-like. The coding region runs from base 649 to 1470 and encodes 273 amino acids. Gene Ontology annotation, cellular component: membrane. NCBI's taxonomy places the organism in Eukaryota, Metazoa, Arthropoda, Insecta, Orthoptera, Acrididae. The record is from RefSeq and is a predicted model, not a curated record. The transcript is spliced from 8 exons.
UCUGGGUCUACCGCACGCCGGAGGCUGCGCUCGCCCGUCUGACUUCUACCUGCUGACGCACGUAGUCAGUCGCUAGCCCUCUGACCGGCGGGCGCCCAGUUCUUCGCCGGACGGCGCACGCUUCCAGCACGUCGCUCCCAGCAGCACGGCGGCGCCAAAACCCACAAGGGUUAAGGCCGAAUCAGGUGGACCUUGCAGCCGUGACGUGGCAACGCUUACUCAUUUCGUGGUGGCGCCUGCGAGCUAUCAGCGGUUCCCGCUUCCGUCUGGCGGUGCGUCGGAGGUAUAGCUCCGUCUGCGCAGUCAGCCCAUUCGCCAGCAGUCGCUGGCCUCGUGGACGGCGAGUAUAAGUAUCCAAUAGCAUCGUGCUCAAUUUUGAUAUCUGAGUGCCGUGCCUGCUACUCUUAUUUCUAUCCUUGGAGGUUCUUCUUCAUGGUGGUAUUCAUGGUACACAAUGAGUGACUGAGUGAUCUGUCCAUUUUCCAAUUUCUGUCAUCUCCAAGAAUUUCAACAUAAUGCCUUUAUCAUGAGGACUCGUAAAAUUCUACCAGUGCCCAAAUCAAAAUUUCCUGUGGGUCAACGUUACCUCUCGAGAUAGCCAAACAGGUACUAGCUAUUUCACACAUACUACAUCCAAAUAACUGAGGAAUGAUGAAAGGAUUCUGGAAGAAGGCGUUUUCAGCUGAACAUUUCAAAAUAGAUCAUCAGACAGCCAACAUAUUUGUAAAAUCUCAGUGGCAACUGCAAGAUGGCAUUUCAGUUCCAUAUUUAAUAUAUCGAGCAGUGGUCGCCAUAUUCUUCCUGGCUGUGUUUAUUGUCUCACUGGUAGGCAUUAGCAUGAUGCAGACAACAUCAGUACCUGGCUGGAAAUGGCUAAUAUACCUCACAAACUGGGGAAUUACAAUGUGCACUAUUCAAGCCAUCGUUGCUCUAGUUAUUGUAUCCAUUGCAAAGUUGAAGGAGAAGCAUCAGGUAUCAGCAGAGGCAGGCACUGACACCAUGCCACUGCACUACAAAAUUUACUGGGCUAUUCACACAAUAGCUACAACGGCUGCUGUAUGUAUCACUAUUUCUUAUUGGUCUGUAGUGUACAAGCCUGGGCAGCAUCCAUUAGAUGCAGUGAACAUCCUCACACAUGCCAUGAAUGGCAUAAUGAUGACCAUUGACCUGCUUAUCAUUGCACACCCUUUAAGAAUUGGCCACAUGUAUUUACCACUGUUCUUUGCAUUUGUUUAUGUGAUAUUUAGUGGGAUCUAUUACCUUGCUGGUGGCACAGACAGAUUUGGACGCACUUAUAUAUACGACAUUCUAAACUGGGAGAAGACAGGGUAUGCCUUUCUGGCAUGUCUAUUGGGCCUCAUAUUUAUAGCUGUAAUGCAUUCAGCAUUGGCAGGAAUAAAUGCAGCAUGCAGAUAUCUUGUAAAGUUUCGAUGGACAGCAAAGCAUAGUGACAAGUGUUUGCCCUAUUAGAUGAACAGCAGAGGUUAAGAAUUAAUUCAUUUAUAUGUUAAAUAUGUGUGAAAAAGACUGAUUUUGUUUCUAGAAUAAGUAGCUUUCUGAUAACAUAUCUUUGAACUUGUAUGUGUAAAAAAGCAUGUGGAGGAAGAGCACAGGUUGGAGCUAUCUCUCAAAAGGUUGCUUGCUUGUUUCAUUAUGUGUAUAGUCUCACCAGUGCAUCAUUCCAAAGUAAUUCCUCAUCUUCUGCAUUAUGUACAUUCUCCCAUCAUAUUUUAUUUAUAGAAACAAAGUGAUAUAGAUAAACAUUUUGUUUACUGCCUGUCACCAAUUCCUUAAGAGUCUUUUGUGAAAAAGGAAAAUAAACUGUCAAUAAAAUAUGUAAAUACAUAAAACUAUAUUUUUAUAAUUUGUAAUUUAAGCAACUAGAAAGUUUCUAUUUCUUAUUGGUCUACUCUAACUCCCAUCAACUUAUGAUUUUCUAACAUUCAUACAAAGCAGGUUCCAUAAAUAUCUUGUAGUUAUCUGUUUAUUCACUGAUUCACAGAAAUGUUGAGAAAAAUAGAAAGGGAAAGAAAUAAACUUGAAUGGUACAAAAAUGAGGAAAUAGCUGAGAAGGGGACACACAUUUAGUUGUCAUCUGUUGCCGGCCGCUGUGGCGAGCGGUUCUAGGUGCUUCAGUCUGCAACCGCUGUGGUCACAGGUUCAAAUUCUGCCUCAGGCAUGGUUGUGUGUGAUGUCCUUAAGUUAGUUAAGUUUAAGUAGUUCUAAGUUCUAGGGGACUGAUGAUCUCAGAUGCUAAGCCCCAUAGUGCUCAGAGCCAUUUGAACCAUUUUUUGGUCAUCUGUUCUGUUAUUUCUUGUUCAUUUUUUCCCCUGAUUUUUCUUCCACCACAUUCUCUUCCCUUCUUUCUUUCUUCCAUCUUCUCCUUCUGACUUUUCAUUAUUAUCAUACAUUCAUAUUUUUCAUCAUAAUGCUGUUCUUUUAACAGUUUUUCUCUUAUGGUCUUUCUUUGCUCUUCACUAUCCCAUAAUAUAAAUCCACAUGUUUCUUGCAUUUAUUUUGUUCUGUAUCAUUUCUGUUCCUCUCUUUUCCCCUUCAUAUCUGUUCCUGUUUUUCUCUUACUCCUUCAUAUCUCUUCUUUUUUUCUGCUUGAUUAUUAUUCCUAUGCUAGCUUGCUUUCUUGUUGCUACUAAUGUUUGGAAUGCCACAGGCCCUUAAAAUCAACAGAACAUAAUGUUCCAACAGUUAAACUGUGAGACUACAAUCCAUUUUAGUCAUGCAUACAACACGAGAAGCAAGUGAAUUUCAUGCUUUCACACACAAGUUGAAAUUAUAGGCAUACUCUCUGGAGCAGAUGAGGAUUAUAUAUAUGAUAAAUUGGUAUAUGAUAAAUUAGUAGGCAAAAAUAUAGUUAAUAUCAAAGCAGAUCCUCUAAAAAUAAGGCUCCUGCUGUUUUGUAGGAAAAUAAUUCAUGGGGAAUGAAUUGAUAAUUUGAGCAAAGUUACAUUUAGUAUUAAUUUUUUUCAGUACCAAAAAUGUGUUAUUAUUAGGAUAAUGUAUUAGCAUAGGUUAUUCUGCACUUGUUGUGAAGUUCUAUUUCAAAUUUUGGCAUGUAUCCUGUAUCUGAAACAAGUGGUUUAUGCCUGAUGUUCAAAUGAUGUCAGUACAAUAGCUAUGGUGGCACUUGAACUAACUACUGUUAACACAGAUGUGCAUUUGACCAGUCAGUUGUAAGCAGAUGAUGUUGAAUAAUGGACAUGAGGCCCAAGUGUGUCAAUAUAGUGCCAGAAAUCACAAUGGAGCAAUGAAUUGAACAUCUCUAAAUCAAGUGAUUAAGACAUUCUUCAAGAGAAGAGUAUGUGCAAAGUUUGUCCUGUACACUUUGACUCCUGGACAAAAACAAUGAUGUGUAGAUGCUGCCGCAACUUAACUGAAAAGGAAAAUGCAGACAAUAUGUUUCUGGAUAAAUCAUCACAGUUACAAGACUUGGUGUUAUCAAUAGGAGCCUACCUCAUAUUGACAAAUCACACAAUAGG